This is a messenger RNA of Didymodactylos carnosus, 2562 nucleotides long. The record is from the annotation of a GenBank genome assembly. Lineage: Eukaryota; Metazoa; Rotifera; Eurotatoria; Philodinida; Philodinidae.
AUGAGUACAAUGUCAAUACAAGAAAACGACAAUGAACGUCAAGUCGAUAAGGACACUUUGCAAUUACUCAACCUUAAGAUAGACAACAAUCUUGAUGAAUACAUUAUAUUAAUUAUAGGUAUUGAUUAUGAUCAUCAUUUAUCCGAAAAUCUUUCACGAAUUAUCAAUGAACAAUCUAUAAAAUGGUUCAAUGAUAUUGAAACAAGUCUUUCAUUUAUUCAUUCUGUACAGAAUAUAAACAUUUUCAUAAUUAUAUCUGGCAAACUCGGAAGAGAUUAUGCUCAGAAAUGUCUUAUUGAUAAAAAAAUUGUUGGUCUUUAUGUGUAUUGUAUGAAUGAAGAUAAGCAUAGAAUAUGGACAAAAGGAAUUAAUAAGAUACGAUGUACUGUUUCGGACGCAACAAAAUUGUUUAUUCAAAUUCAUCGUGAUAUUAAAGAGCUGAGUGGACGAUGGCCAAUUAAUGAAAAAUCAUUUGAAAAAGCUACAACAUCUACUUCUGAAUGGUAUAAUUUAUUUCUUCUACUUAUCUGCUAUCGAUCUGAAUCUAUUAAAGAAUCUUAUAUGGAAAUGUUCAAUGAAUGCCGCGCAUACUAUCAGAACAAUCCUAGUAUGAUUAAACAAAUCGACCAAUUUCAACAAACUUACAAAUCUAAUAAUGCCAUACAUGAAUAUACACGAGAUACUUUUUUAUAUCGUAUUGUCAAUCAUGCUUUACGUACAAGAAAUAUAAAAAUUAUCAGAAAAUUUAGUCCUUUUAUCAGAGAUUUACAUUCUCAAUUACAUAACUAUCAUCAAAAAUAUUAUAAGUUCAAAAAAGAUUAUAUUCGAGCCGUGUAUCGAGGACAACAUUUGAGUGUAGAUCAAAUCGAAUAUCUUAGAUUGGUUUCGAAAUCAAAUAAUCCUUUCAUAACAAUGACUACAGUUAGUUCGGCAUCGCUUGAUCCUGAUGUUGCAUUGAACUUUGCAUAUUCUGUAGACGGGAGGAUUUCUUGUCUGUUUGAAAUUAUUAUACCCGAUCGCUACAAUGUAGGUCAAGAGUACCUAUCUGAUGAUGAGCAAGUGUUCGCAAAUAUUGCUUCACUAUCUGUCAUGCCAGAUGAACAAGAAGUACUCUUUUCUCUUACUACACGAUAUUAUGUAAAACAUGUUGGAUAUCCAAUUAAUCAAUCUAAUUGUACUUGGGUACCAAUUGUGCUCAAACUUAUCAGCAUAACAGAGACAGGAAGGCAUUACAAUUAUUUUGAUAUGAUCAAAUGGAUUGAAAAUGAAAAAGAUCCUCAAAUUUAUGCUGAUAUUUUACAUAUGAUACAAAUUAAUGUUGAAGAUGAAAUUAAAUUUCAGAGUACAAAUUGGCAAAAUUGGUGGAAUAAUUUAAAACGUCAUUCGGGGCAAGGUCUUCUAGAUAAACAGCCAUUACAUCUUAUAUUCUACGAUUGUUUUACCGAAGAUAUUAAAUGGUCAAGAAAAGCAAUUCAACUGCACAAAGAUAUUCUACAUUCUACUCCUUCAAUACAGUUAAACUCUUCAUCUUUUUCAGAAUUAUUUCGUAUAUUCAAGAUUUGGCAACAACGUCCUACAAUACAGAUUGCUAUAUAUGAAGAUUAUUUAAAACAAUUCUGUAUCAUAGAUACGGAAGAAGUGAUUAAAUGUCUUUGCUUAGCUGGGGAUGCUUAUAAAAGGAUUACUGAUAAUAAAUGUGCAUUGGAAUGUUAUCAAAAAGUAUUGAAUAUGAAUGUGGACGAUAAAUAUAGAAUGAAUAAUAAAAUACAAAAACAAAUAAAUACGUUACAAAAGUCACCUAAUACAAUUCGCACGACGAAUAAUACUGAACGCAGAUUAGUGAAAAAUAAUUCUAAUCAAGAAUAUUUAGAACUAUAUGAAACACAACAAGAUCUAUGGUUACUUUAUCCAGUUAUCAAGAGUAAAGUUGGUGACAAAAUUUCUAUAGAAGCACGUUUGAAACAACUGUUCAAUUAUAUUCAACUACGUGAGAGUUGGUAUGAUAUGGUUGAGUCGAAAAUUUGUCUUCGAUUACCAUACGAAAAUACUACGGAUUUAUCGGUUAAUGAUUAUCGAUACAAUUUUUUAUCUGCUGUACAUACACAUAUAUCAUCAAAAAAUUCAAUAAUGGACGCAACUAACAAUAAUUCUUUAUCUCUCUGGCGUUAUACAAAGUAUAUGUAUGAAUGGAUGUUAUGCAAAGAAUUAGAAAGAUUUUUACAAUAUUUUCAAAAAAGAUCAAAAUAUAUUUGCUGUUUCAUUCUCCCUCAACUUGAACGAAUUAUAAAAAAACUUCAUGUGAUUAUCACUAUAUGCACAAUCUAUAUAACUAUUAAAGUAGGUCAACAUUAUGUUAACGUCAACAAUAUUCAAUUCUUAAAUAAGACAAAUCCAGAAAUGCGACAUCCCAUUUAUAUCGAUCUUCGUAAUAGCGAUCUACUAACUGACCUUACACUAUUUGAAGACAAAAAUCUACCGACUGAAGAAACCACGAACACUAUUCCAGAUCAUAUGAGACUCAUUUCAAGGGCAUUCAUCGAGUUUAUGGAAGGUUUGUCGUGA